Pezoporus flaviventris is the source of this 5274-nucleotide messenger RNA. RefSeq names its product solute carrier family 5 member 3 (gene SLC5A3). The transcript has 2 exons. NCBI's taxonomy places the organism in Eukaryota, Metazoa, Chordata, Aves, Psittaciformes, Psittacidae. Gene Ontology annotation, cellular component: plasma membrane. Gene Ontology annotation, molecular function: D-glucose:sodium symporter activity. Gene Ontology annotation, biological process: myo-inositol transport; transmembrane transport; inositol metabolic process. The record is from RefSeq and is a predicted model, not a curated record. Bases 1116 to 3257 code for a protein of 713 amino acids.
GUCAUUGCUGGUUUGGGUAACUUGUAAAUAUGGUACUUUUCUACUUCAGCCUGUUGAGCUCCUGGAAACGCCAGUCCAGACCCUUAACUGAAGUUAUUUAUUAGAUGCUACAGGUCAACUUGUGCCUCUGAGCUUUCCUGCUUCCUGUGACAUAUGCUGUUUGUCUCAGGUGGGAUUCCUGCCCAGCUUUAUUCCUUAGCUUCUGGUUUACAAGGGGAAGUCUUGAAACUGUGGUCCUGGAUGUUUAGUGCCGUAUUCAGCAGCUGCAAGGAUGGCCUCUGCUUUCUCAAGGGCGUGUAUUACAUAAGGACAAGUAUCAGUUAUUCAGUUAUUGUUAUCAGUUCAGUUAUUUGUAUCGGUUAUUCCAUGAAGGACGUUUGUGCUCCUUUUUUGUAUUCUAGAGUGCUGCAGUAAAUGGAAUGAAGCCUUUUCCUCUUUUUAUUUUUUUCCUUUUUUUUUUCUCUGAGAUAGGCUACCUCAGAAUGCCUUGUGUUUGCUGUGGAGCAGGUAGGAACUCACCUGUGUGUCUGUAGCAGGUAGCCUGCUGUGGAGCAGCCCAGCCAACACACUCAGGGGGUUGGGUGUUGUACAGGCCUGCUCAAGGCAUGAGAGAUUGUUGGAUUGUUGUUGUUUUCUGUGUAGGUGUUGGGCCUGACGAUGUGGGUAUAUUUCUUCCAUGCAAGUGAGCUGUCCAAUAGGUAACAUGCCACCAGCAUGAGUUAACAUAACCGCUGCUUGAAGGAGGUGGAGAAGAAAUCUGUUGCUUCUAAGAAAGAACCUCAAAACUACUUUGAAGUCUAGGAAAACAGUUAAGGUUGGUACAGUAGGCCUCACUAAACUUAGCUGCAACUAAGAAUUUCUCCUACAUCAACUGAGUUAAGGCUGAUGCUCUUGUGGAAUGUGGAUUAAAAGUGCGUGCUAAGUUCCAAAUUUCCAUUUGAGAAGCGGAGAAAGUAAAUGUACCACAACCACCAGCAUCAGGACAGCAAACCAAGGGACAAAGAAUUUGAUCCACAGUGUUGAUAUAUGUUAACUGGUUCACGUGUUGCUUAAAAGACAUUUGCUGGGGGGCGAGAAGUGGACAUCAGCUGUGCGAAGGCAUUUUGUUUACAAAAAUGAGGGCUUCUUUGGAAACAGCAGACAUUGCCAUUGUGGUGCUGUACUUCGUGCUUGUAAUGUGCAUAGGUUUUUUUGCCAUGUGGAAAUACAAUCGGAGCACCGUAAGUGGCUACUUUUUGGCAGGGCGUUCUAUGACCUGGGUAGCUAUUGGUGCAUCUUUAUUUGUGAGCAAUAUUGGAAGCGAACAUUUCAUUGGGCUCGCAGGAUCCGGAGCGGCGAGUGGAUUUGCAGUAGGUGCAUGGGAAUUCAACGCCUUAAUGCUUUUGCAGCUUUUAGGAUGGGUCUUCGUCCCAGUCUACAUCCGGUCGGGAGUAUACACCAUGCCUGAAUACUUGUCCAAGCGUUUUGGAGGGCAUAGAAUUCAAAUAUAUUUUGCAGCAUUGUCUCUAAUUCUUUAUAUCUUCACCAAACUCUCAGUUGACUUGUAUUCAGGGGCACUUUUUAUUCAAGAAUCGCUGGGGUGGAACCUCUAUUUGUCAGUUAUCCUCCUUAUUGGAAUGACCGCGCUGUUGACUGUGACUGGAGGUCUUGUGGCUGUCAUCUACACAGACACGCUUCAAGCUCUGCUUAUGAUUAUUGGUGCCCUCACACUUAUGAUCAUAAGUAUUAUGGAGGUUGGUGGGUUUGAAGAAGUUAAAAGAAGGUACAUGUUAGCAUCGCCAAAUAUUACGUCUAUCUUGUUAACCUACAACAUUUCCAAUACCAAUUCCUGCAAUGUUGACCCAAAGCCUGAUGCUCUUAAAAUGUUGCGUGAGCCAACAGAUGAAGAUAUUCCCUGGCCUGGAUUUCUGUUGGGACAGACUCCAGCUUCUGUCUGGUACUGGUGUGCCGAUCAAGUCAUAGUUCAGAGAGUUUUAGCUGCAAAAAACAUUGCUCAUGCCAAAGGAUCCACUCUGAUGGCAGGCUUCUUGAAGUUGCUGCCGAUGUUUAUUAUAGUUGUCCCAGGAAUGAUUUCACGAAUACUGUUUGCAGAUGAUAUUGCCUGCAUUAACCCGGAACACUGUUUUCAAGUCUGCGGGAGCAGAGCGGGAUGCUCUAACAUUGCCUACCCACGUUUGGUGAUGAAACUUGUGCCGGUUGGUCUGAGAGGACUGAUGAUGGCUGUGAUGAUUGCUGCACUGAUGAGUGACUUGGACUCUAUAUUCAACAGUGCCAGCACCAUAUUCACACUCGAUGUCUACAAGCUCAUUCGGAAGAGCGCAACAUCUAGAGAACUGAUGAUUGUAGGAAGAGUCUUUGUCGCGUUCAUGGUAGUUAUAAGCAUUGCCUGGGUCCCGAUAAUUGUAGAAAUGCAAGGUGGUCAGAUGUACCUUUAUAUCCAAGAGGUAGCAGACUACUUGACCCCACCAGUGGCUGCUCUGUUUCUUAUGGGUAUCUUUUGGAAACGCUGCAAUGAGCAGGGGGCUUUCUAUGGUGGAAUGGCUGGGUUUGUUCUUGGAGCGAUCCGGUUGAUACUGGCAUUUAUCUAUCGUGCUCCUGAGUGUAACCAGCCAGAUACUAGGCCAAGCUUUAUCAAAAACAUCCAUUACAUGUAUGUUGCGACAACUCUGUUCUGGAUCACUGGGAUUGUGACCUUUGUAGUAAGCCUCCUCACACCUCCACCUACAAAGGAGCAGGUUCGGACAACCACUUUCUGGGCUGUGAAAAACAGGAAUGUGAAAGAGAGCGCUGCAAAGGGGGAGCUGUACAAAGUGCAAGAAAAGAGCAUCCUCAAGUGCAAUGAAAACGCUAACCAUAUAAUUCCAAACGGCAAAUCGGAAGAAAAUAUUAAAAAUAUUAAGCCGGAGGAUAUCAAUCUUCUGGUUACUUGCAGAGAUGACAGCAACCCGGUGAUUUCUGUGAGUCACUCUGAAGUCGAGACACCAGUUGAUUGUUAUUCGAAUGGACAAGCAGCUUUGAUGGGGGAGAAAAAGCAUGAGGAAGAGACUGAUGAGAGAGAGAGACAUUUGAAAUUCAUAGAUUGGUUCUGUGGCUUUAAAAGUAAAAACAUGAACAAGAGAGCUGUUCGGGAGAUGGAGGAAGAGACUGUUUGUUUACAAAUGCUGGAAGAGACUCCAAAAGUUAAACUAUUACUAAAUACUGGACUGGUCUGUGUCUGUUCGCUUGGAAUAUUCAUGUUUGUCUAUUUCUCUUUGUGAGUGAAUAGUAAACUUUUAAGGGUAUGGCUAAACAUACAGAAGGUCUCUAGAGAUUUUUUUGUUUUAAUUUUUUUCUUUUCAAAUAACACAACUGCAACCCAGGCAUUGUUUACGCUAUAAUUGUAAGAUCAACUCAAUUUUAGCCUAUUUAGAGACCAUUUGAGAUAUGUUGUCCUAUCUCUGCUGAAAGCAGAGCCUGUUGUGUCGUCUUUUCCCCCUUUUGACUUUUUCCUUUUUUUUCCUAUUUGCAGUACUAACCUUUUGUCUUUUCCAUGUACAUGUGUAUAAACAUACCAAAGGUGGCUGCGUUUGAAGUCAGGCAGUUACAUAGCUCAGUCAGCAUUAAGAUAACAUAUCAUUUGCUGAUGUAUAAAAUCUAAAUGAUUAAAGCUGUGUUGAAAGAUUUUUAAAUGUAGGGCUGUGAUGCACAUCAUGGUGUAGUUGUUCUUUGUAACAUAGCUAAAUUACCUUGGCCAACUUGGCACUCUUUAAUUUUGUUCACUGCUUCUAGGUUUUGUUAGUUGUGUUUUGUUUUUUAUGUUUUUAGUUUCUCAUUUCUCUCAUAGUAACAACAGAAAGAUAUUUUGUCUCAUCUUGUAGCACUUAAACCUUGAUAGCUGUUAGUAGCUUUCUGUCUUUUUUCCUCUGUAAGAGUAUCCACUGUAAAUUCCAUUACUGAAAAGUUGCUGUAUUUAAAAAAAAAAGACAAAAAAGAAAAACCAAACCAAAAAUCUUGGAGACGACAGACGGGCAAUGGAGAAGGGGGAAAGGAAAAAAAGAGAUACUCUUUGGUUAGGUUUUGUAGUAUGUUGAAAUACAAGAGCGUUUAUCCAGCCUCCUCAAUGUCCAAACCUUUAGCACACAAUUAGGGUUAGCCUCUUUCUAGAAGAAAAAAAUCUCUGCAUAGGUUCUACCACAUGAGGAAAAGAACUGUGCGACUUGGCAUGUCUUCAGUUUGGUAAGCACACUGUAAAAUAACUUCUCUGCUGUGUAUGUGUAGAAGGGCAAUAUGCUGCCUUUCAACAGGACAAUACUUUGCAUCCCUGCCAUUUUAGAAGGGCAACACUGUGCAUCCCUACCAUUGCUGCACGCUGAGUCUAAGGGAAGAAAACCAAGUGGGAAGACAAGAGGCAGGGGAACUGAGGGAAGGUACUGGAAGUGGUCCUUAUUUUCCAGAGUCCUUUUGCCUCAUGUCUUUUCCCACUUCCUCUUUCUACCUAUCAGACUUUUGUUUUUUUUUCUGAAGGAAUGACUCCUGAGGGAUUCUGUGUCAGGAGAUAAGGAGCAUGUGCAAUUGUAAUCUGUGUCAGCAAUUGAGGUCUGCACACGAUUCUUCAGAUAAAAGUGAAACUUUUCCCAGGCAAUCACAGGUGAUCAGUAGGUGUAGAGAUGCUGAGAUUCUUUUCUUCUGAAGGUUGGAUGCCCAAGGCAGGGAUGAAUGGUUUCCAGGUGUGGAGGAUGUGUGUGCAGUAGGUUGGUGGAGCUUAGCAGACCACAAGGUCCACUUCUCCUUGGUAAAGCAGGAGAAUGUGUUGCUGUCCGUGGUGUUCUUGCCCUUACACUAAACCAAGUCAGGACCUGUUUUUGGGUGCAGAGGCCAGUUGACAGUGUGUGGCUGCACUUGUGGUAGUAAACUCCCUUAUCCUCCAUGACGGAAUAGUCAUAUUCAGGCUUCCUGUGAAAAUGAUUCCUCUAGUUGUCUUUGCUCCAGAAGUUGUCUGGGGAUUUGUGAGAGCAUGACCUGGCUAGGCCAGAAACACGGUAUGAGGGACCAUGCUGAUUCUUCAGCAGCAUUGAUUCAAGGUUCCAGCAAUGUUUCCUUGGCACAUACAAAAGAACCAAUCCCUGUGGGUGAAAUGGUUAUGUUGUGAUGGAAUUCGGGUGCAUUCUGCCUUUGUCUGCUGGAGAAAAUUUGCUUUCCAGUACAGUGGUGCUGUAAGCUGCAGGCUGUCCAAAUAGCUUUUAGUAGUAUCAUGUAUAAUACAUAUUUUCAGAUAAAAUUACUAACUUCCAUUUU